UAAACUUGAAACGUUUUUACAACUGGAAUUGAAUAAAGUUCGAUUAAAAUUUCUUGAAAAAGUUGAAAGAGGCUUUCAAAUGGCUGAAAAAGCAAGUGAUGAGCGUUUUAAAGUGUUAAACUCUAGAAAACUCGAACUACCAUUAGAUGAAUAUUACAAACAGCAUGUUCGUCCUGAUCUGCCUAAUCUUAACUCCUCUAUUAGAGGCACGAAAAACGCCAACUGUGUAUUCAAUACAAAUGUAAUGGAUCUAACAUUGGAUGAGUAUUAUGAGCAGUUUGUGGUGCCCAAGGUGAAGCUGCAGGAAGAGCAAGCAAUAGCGGAGCAAAGGAGCAAACACUUUCAACGCACUCACUACUUUGGGCCGCGGUACUUGGAACAGUGCCAGCACAAGCAGAAAGCUGGGAGGGCAGUACAAGAAGAUUUGGAGAAUAAAAUACAAGACAUACAAACAAAAACAAUUUAAUCGAAACGAAAGAGAGGAAGAUAACAACAAGCUUAACUGCGAUUUAAUACGAAUCGAAGCUAUAAAGUGAGUGAAAGCGAGAAGGAGGGAGCCAUACGGAGAGAAGGAGCACGAGCUCUAAACAAUUAUUAAA
Molecule: messenger RNA, 599 nt
Organism: Drosophila arizonae
Lineage: Eukaryota; Metazoa; Arthropoda; Insecta; Diptera; Drosophilidae
Source: RefSeq, a predicted model, not a curated record